AUAAAAUGUUUCACUCACUUGUAUAUAAUUAAACGCCGAUAUAUUAUUCUAAAAUCUAUGAAUUUAAUAUCGAAUUAGAUAUAUUCGAACAUAGAAGCUUUAAGACCGCAAUUGAAAUCAAGGUCGGUUUAAAAUAGCUACGAAACUAGCUAAUGCCAUCUCUCACUGAAGUAUAAAGUAAAAAUUUGUAGUCAGUUUUCUCAGAAACUGUGAUAGACAUUUUGCUUAAAUAACUAAUUAAACUUUAUGGAAUAACUAAUUUAAGUCUAAUUAAUAAAUAAUUAAUUUUUAAUCGAUGGUCUAGUAAAUAUAUAAUUAGUAGAUCAUUAUUUACUUAGUAAUAUAUAUGCGAUUUCAAGAGCAAAUACCAAGAGAUAAAUCUGUGAUUGUCGAUCCGGAUGAUGACCUAUAGCAAGAGAGAGAAAGAGAUACAGUCAUAUCUACAUCAAUACGCUAACACGCACCGCACUUACGUUCACACUCAAUCAGAAGCUGCCAUCGAGACUUAUAUCUGUACUACAGAACUAUACGCCACCUUUCAUUCUAUUGAUCUUAUGGAUUUAAAAUGAUAAGCCAAUAAUACGAUAUUUCUUUUUUCUUUGUUUCUAUAGCCGUUAAAAUAAUGAAUGUUCAUAUAUAAAAGAUAAAAACUUACUCUUAAUUACUUUGUUUUGUGUAAAUGAAAAUUUUUACGUUAAAAUUCUUUUAGAUUACUUGAAUUAUCAAAACAAAAAAUGGAUCAUCUUAAACGACCAUUAGCUGUUAGUCAAUCACCUGAAGAUGAAUAUAAUCAAUCAAUAACUUGUAUUGAAGAUUUAUCAAAUGAAUUUUUCUAUGAAGUAUUUGACUAUCUCGGUGGUUAUGCAAUCUACAAAGCUUUUGCAAAUCUGAAUANUGCAAAUCUGAAUAUUCGUUUUCAAGAACUUCUCAAUUCUUCUUCUCUUUUGUUUAAAAUUGAACUUCAUAAUCCAACACAUGAUGAAUUAUUUAUGAAUAAUUAUAGAUCAUUUCUUUGUUUAAAUAAACACAAAAUAUUAUCAAUCAAGUUAUGGUUACGACUAGACAAUGAUAAUUUUUUUUCGUUGUUUAUAAUAAACUCAUCAUUAAGUCGUGUAAAAUCAAUAUUUGUUGAAGGAAUUUCAACAAAUACACUUAUUACACUUCUUAUUAAUUUAGCUUGUUUGCCUCAAACUUUCUCUUUAAAAUUAGUUGAAUGGAGUAGUUCAGAUAAAUCAAAUGAAAUUUAUCGAUUAAUAUUUGCCUUACCAAAAUUAAAGUCGAUUAAACUCACUCUUGAUGAAGACGAUAUUUCAAUAACACUUCCAAUUGCUACUAAUAAAAAAUCUACUACUAUCGAAUACCUUAUUAUCGAUCACUCUUGUACUUUGAACGAAUUAUUUAUUAUUCUUUCAUAUACACCUGAAUUGUGUUGUCUAAAACUUUCGUUUUUGAACCAGAUCGCUACAAUAAUUCAUACAAUAUUACCAAUCACGCUAUCAAAUUUAACACAUCUGUUUUUGUGCAUUACUAUUCAAUCUGAAGAUAUAGAAUUUCUUAAUGCUCAUCGUUGGGAAGAAUUGAUUGUCAAAUUGUUACCUGAGUUAGAAAAAUUUUAUUUACAUUACCAUGAAGGUGUAGAUAGUGAAUCUGAAUUUUCUGUUUAUCCUGGAGGUCCUAAUCAAUUUAUUUCAUCAUUUUGGAUCGAACAUAAAUGGAUAUUUGAAGUUGAAAUCAUUACUAAAUCUAUUUAUUAUUCAGUUCGUCCAUACAAAAAAAGAUGGUUUGAUUAUAAAAAUAACAAGCUCUUCGAUUCAGUUGAAUUAUCAAAAUCCAGUCAAUUAAUUAUUAAAAAUACAAAUACUGAUGAACAAUUAAGAUUAAACAUAUUACGUGUUCUUAAUGUAGUACAAAUAUAUCACUUGGAAAUUUCAGAAACAGUUUCUUCGGACUUGUUAAUGAUACUUUUGAAUUUAUUACCACAACUUAAUACAUUAAAUUUGUAUUUUUUAUCAUUAAAAGAAUCAAAAAUGUCACAUCUUGAUAAAUCUUCGAUUAAAAGUUCAAUAAAAGAUUCAUAUAAAAUUACAAAAUUAUAUUUAAAAAAAAUGAUCGACCUCGAACAACUAAAUUUUUUUAUGAAUAUUUGUCGUCAUUUGGAAUAUAUUCAAGUCGAUUAUCUAGAUCAAUUGAAUUUUAAAUAUGUAUUACAACAUAUUGCGGUGAUAAUUAAUCAAGUUUCUGAUAAUCGUCUUCACUCAUUAUGCAUUUAUGCUCCAGCAGCAGACGAUAAAAUGAUCAAAAUGUGGGAUAAAUGUAUUCGUGAACAAAAGUUAUUCUUGGACUAUACUAUUUAUCGUGUACUUAAUUAUAUAUAUAUAAAAUGGAACUAA
This is a messenger RNA of Rotaria sp. Silwood2, 2390 nucleotides long. NCBI's taxonomy places the organism in Eukaryota, Metazoa, Rotifera, Eurotatoria, Philodinida, Philodinidae. The record is from the annotation of a GenBank genome assembly.